AAACUGCGUAUUGAAGCAACUGCUAAUUGUUCUCUCUCUCUAUAAGGGCUCUGCCUCUGCCGAAACAAUCAUACCAAUGACAUUAAAUCCAGAUAUCUCUUUAUUCCUUUUCGUAUUUUUGAUCUGACGUCAAGUUUUCAUUUUUUUUCACCAAAAUGGAAAAUGUGAUCUGGGUUUUUCACAGAAAGAGUUAAAACAAUCGGAGAUUUUUCAUUAUUUUUCUUGAGUGAUGGGUCUGGUUGAUUCCUUGUUUGGAAAAGAUGCAAGGAAAUUUCUCAAAAGGAAAGACAGUGAUGCUGCAGAAGCAGGACGAGCUUUGGAAGAACUUAGAAGCUCUCUAUACAAUGAGCUUAAAACAUCAGAAGGAGCUAAACGCCAACAACAGAGAUUCUGUGGCCCUGUUGUUGCAAUGUCAUUCAAUUUCAUUGUUGCAGUUGGAAUCAUCCUCGCCAAUAAAUUAGUGAUGGGACGAGUUGGAUUCAAUUUUCCGAUCUUUCUAACGUUGAUUCACUAUGCUGUUGCGUGGAUACUUCUAGCUUUCUUCAAGUCUCUUUCAUUACUUCCAAUGUCUCCUCCCUCAAAGACAACACCUUUCUCCUCUCUCUUCUCUCUUGGAGCUGUCAUGGCCUUUGCUUCUGGUCUCGCUAAUACCAGUCUCAAACACAACAGUGUUGGAUUCUACCAGAUGGCCAAGAUCGCGGUGACACCAACGAUUGUCCUUGCAGAGUUUGUUCUCUUCAAGAAAACCAUUUCUUCCACAAAGGUUGUGGCAUUAGCCAUAGUAUCUUUAGGUGUGGCUAUCGCGACAGUAACCGAUCUAGAAUUCAAUUUGUUUGGUGCAUUGGUUGCUGUUGCUUGGAUUAUACCAAGUGCCAUCAAUAAAAUUCUCUGGUCUAAUCUUCAGCAACAAGCUAACUGGACUGCUCUAGCAUUGAUGUGGAAGACGACGCCGUUUACUGUUUUCUUCUUGUUGGCUCUCAUGCCAUGGCUUGACCCACCUGGAGUUUUGCUCUUCAAAUGGGACUUGGGUAAUUCCUCUGCAAUCCUCGUCUCGGCUCUGCUCGGCUUUCUUCUCCAGUGGUCUGGUGCACUCGCUCUCGGGGCAACCUCGGCAACAUCUCAUGUAGUAUUAGGGCAAUUCAAGACAUGUGUGAUCUUGCUUGGGGGUUACGUUAUCUUUGGCUCCGAUCCCGGUUUCAUCAGCAUCUGCGGCGCUGUGGCGGCUCUUGCCGGCAUGUCUGUAUACACGUGGCUCAAUCUUCCAGGGAAAUCCAUCGAUCACAGCUCGAGCAAGCUGCUUCCGAAUCAAAACACUGCCGUUUCGAAACCUAAAGCUGAGAAUGACGACGGAGGAGGAGAGACCGCCGUUGUUUCGGCUGAGCCAAAUCUCUCAAAGACGACAACUGCAAAUAUCGUAUAGCUUAUGUUCUUUUUAAUUAGAUGCCAAGAAAAUAGUUUUCUUUCCUUUUCAGGGAUUAGCUUGUAAAAUCGGUUUUAAGUUUAAACAUUUUGCUAUCUAAUUGAAUUAGUAAAUUAAUAAAAUACAGAUUUGAUGU
Messenger RNA from Eutrema salsugineum, 1556 nucleotides. RefSeq lists its product as uncharacterized. NCBI's taxonomy places the organism in Eukaryota, Viridiplantae, Streptophyta, Magnoliopsida, Brassicales, Brassicaceae. The coding region runs from base 230 to 1420 and encodes 396 amino acids. The transcript has 7 exons. Gene Ontology annotation, molecular function: antiporter activity; UDP-xylose transmembrane transporter activity. Gene Ontology annotation, cellular component: Golgi apparatus. The record is from RefSeq and is a predicted model, not a curated record.